AUGAGUCUCCAGAACUCCGAAGGCCAUCCUGGCCUGGGAAAUAACAUGUUUGUCCCACAGAGCCCGCAAGGCAAUGAAGACAGCAGGUCAGGAAGAAAUUCCAGUGCAUGUGGGAAUACACAGGACGUGGAGACUGUUGACCUCCCACCCCUGGUUCCCAUGGCCCCUUGGGGCUCUCAGAAGGAACUGUCUCCAUGCCACCUGCUGACAGUGAGGAUCAUCCGGAUGAGAAAUGUCCACCGGGCUGAUGUGUUGAGCCAAACAGACUGCUUUGUGAGCCUCUGGCUGCCCACUGCCUCUCAUAAGAAGCUGAGGACUAAGACUAUCUCCAACUGCCCAAACCCAGAGUGGAAUGAAACCUUCAACUUCCAGAUCCAGAGCCAAGUGAAGAACAUUCUAGAGCUGAGUGUCUGUGAUGAAGACACAGUGACACCAGACGAUCAUCUCUUGACAGUUCUCUAUGACCUCACCAAGCUCUGCUUCCGAAAGAAAACCCAUGUGAAGUUCCCACUCAACCCAGAGAGCAUGGAGGAGCUGGAAGUGGAGUUCCUGCUGGAGGAGAGUCCCUCUGCACCUGAGACCCUCCUCACCAAUGGCGUUCUAGUGUCCCGGCAAGUCUCCUGUUUGGAGGUUCACGCAGAAGCCAGGCGUCCGAGGAAGAGAAGGAAAAAGAAGGGCUUCUUGGUGACUGUGAGCGAGUCCUUUGAACACACCCAGCGCAUCUUGCCCUGCCUGGAGCCCUGCAGCCCAAACCCUUCCCGCUUCCACUACCCCAAGUACUUCCAGCCCCAGCUGCAAGUGGAACUGCCCAAGAGCCACAGGAGCUAUGAGCUUUGCUGCUGCAGCAGGCGCAAGAAGAGCGGCCCCAUCUGCCAGCCCCUGGACUGCCUUCCUGACAGCCAGGCGGUGACCCUGCCUGUGGGUGAGAACUGUGAAUUACACAUGAAGUCUACAGACUGCCCCGAGGUGCCGGAUGUGCGGCUGGGCUACAGCCUGUGCCCAGCAGAGCUGGAGUUCCUGGAGAAGCGGAAGGUGGUGGUGGCUGAGGCACUGAAGCAGGUGCUACAGCUGGAGGAGGACCUGCAGGCGGACGAGGUACCGCUGAUAGCCAUCAUGGCCACUGGGGGAGGGUCAAGAUCCAUGACCUCCAUGUACGGCCACCUGCUGGGGCUACAGAAGCUGAACCUCCUGAACUGUGCUAGCUACAUCACUGGCCUGUCAGGGGCCACCUGGACCAUGGCUACCUUGUACCAAGACCCCGAAUGGUCCUGCAAAAACCUGGAGCCUGCCAUCUUUGAGGCCCGGAGGCAUGCAGUCAAGGACAAGCUACCGGCCCUGUUCCCAGACCAGCUCUGUAAAUACAGGGAGGAACUCCGGCAGCGCAGCCAGGAAGGAUACAGAGUCACCUUUACUGACUUCUGGGGCCUGCUGAUCGAGGCCUGUCUGGGGGACAAGAGAAAUGAAUGCAAACUGUCAGAGCAGCGAGCUGCUCUGUGCCGAGGCCAGAACCCCCUGCCCAUCUACCUCACCAUCAAUGUCAAGGAUGUUGUAAGCAACCAGGAUUUCAGAGAGUGGUGCGAGUUCUCCCCCUAUGAGGUGGGCCUGCAGAAGUACGGGGCCUUCAUCCCCGCCGAGCUCUUCGGCUCUGAAUUCUUCAUGGGGCGGCUGAUGAAGAGGAUCCCGGAGUCACGAAUGUGCUACAUGCUAGGUUUGUGGAGCAGCAUCUUCUCCCUGAACCUGCUGGAUGCCUGGAAUCUGUCCCACACCUCGGAGGAGUUUUUCCACAGAUGGACGAGGGAAAGAGUGCACGAUAUUGAAGAUGAGCCGCUCCUGCCUGAAAUCCCCAAAUGUGAUGCCAAUGUCCUGGAGACCACGGUGGUGAUCCCAGGGUCGUGGCUGUCCAACACUUUCCGCGACAUCCUCACCCACCGGUCCUUUGUGUCUGAGUUCCACAACUUCACGCGGGGGCUGCAGGUGCACACGAACUAUCUCCAGAACAGCCAGUUCUCCAAGUGGAAAGAUACAGUGCUCGACGGCUUCCCAAACCAGCUGACGGGGUCCGUGAACCACUUGUGCCUGCUGGAUACGGCGUUCUUCGUCAACUCCAGCUAUCCGCCGCUCCUACGGUCAGACAGGAAAGCUGACCUCAUCAUCCACCUCAAUUACUGUGCCGGGUCCCAGACCAAGCCCAUGAAACAAACCUGUGAAUACUGCACCGUGCAGAACAUCCCCUUCCCCGAGUAUGAGCUGCAAGGCGAGGAAGACGAUCUCAAGGAAUGCUACCUGAUGGAGAAUCCCCAGGAGCCCGAUGCCCCCAUUGUGGCUUUCUUCCCGCUCAUCAACAACACCUUCCAAAAGUACAAGGCCCCAGGUGUGGAGCGAAGCCCUGAAGAGCUGGAGCAGGGCCAGGUUGAUAUUUAUGGCCCCAAAACUCCCUACGCCACCAAGGAGCUGACGUACACGGAGGCCGCCUUCGACAAGCUGGUGAAGCUCUCUGAGUACAACAUCCUGAAUAACAGCGACAAGCUCCUUCAGGCCUUGCGACUGGCGAUGGAGAAGAAGAAACGCCUGAAGAGGCAGUGUCCCCCCUAA
Trichechus manatus latirostris (Florida manatee) is the source of this 2592-nucleotide messenger RNA. It is a transcript of the gene PLA2G4E, whose product is annotated as phospholipase A2 group IVE. Lineage: Eukaryota; Metazoa; Chordata; Mammalia; Sirenia; Trichechidae. Gene Ontology annotation, biological process: glycerophospholipid catabolic process. The coding region runs from base 1 to 2592 and encodes 863 amino acids. Gene Ontology annotation, cellular component: cytosol. The record is from RefSeq and is a predicted model, not a curated record. Gene Ontology annotation, molecular function: calcium-dependent phospholipid binding; calcium ion binding. The transcript is spliced from 20 exons.